Echinococcus granulosus is the source of this 897-nucleotide messenger RNA. Its product is annotated as erythrocyte membrane protein. The coding region runs from base 1 to 897 and encodes 298 amino acids. The transcript has 4 exons. Lineage: Eukaryota; Metazoa; Platyhelminthes; Cestoda; Cyclophyllidea; Taeniidae. The record is from RefSeq and is a predicted model, not a curated record.
AUGGAGACCCUACAUUGUGCUGACCCCAAAUCAUUGAUGUCUUCUACAUUCAGUUUCAAUAUGGCAAACUUCAAAUUGACCAAUGUCGAGGCUUCUCCUUGUAUUUUGAAAAGUGAAUCUGAUACAAAUAGCACUGGGCGGCCUGUUUCCAUUAUAUUAACAAGAACUCCUAGCACUCCAAGUAAUUAUGUCCAUGUGCUUCGUUGUUCAUCGUGUGAUUUUUCUACAUUGCUUCUCUCAACUCUAAGAGAACACAUUAAAAAUCAUCAUUCCUCGAUCGAGUCAAUUUUGCUGCUUUCAUGCCCUCAUUGUGGUAGCUCUUCGACUGAAAGAAAUCUGCUUGAUGAGCACAUGAAGCUUUAUCACUUUAACUUUGAGCCUGCGUCAUACAAAUUCGUGGAAUCUCGUUAUGCAAUAAUAACCUCGGAUUCAGCACCAGCAACAACCAUGACACUUCCUCUCACUAUCUCUCCGUCGACCACUGUCGGCAGUCUUCGAGUGGGCUUGACCAGUCCACCGCAUUUGCAGCCUCCAUCCUCAAAUUGCCCCUCCAAUUCCCCAGUUUCAAUAGCUGCUGCGCUACCACCACAGUCAUCAUCUCCUCCUACCAUUACUUCAGCGGUUGGUAGUGCUCCCUCCCGGCUUACGGCUCAGACCGACCCGGGUCCUACAAUUCCAGAGAGGACAAACACCGUUCAGGGCUCGCGCCGGCGAAAAGCCACCACACCCCGUCAUUACUCUCUGAGUUCUCUGAAUUUGAAUGCUUAUUGUCUGACGCUGUCUAUGCUCCGUACAACUUCAGUGGUGACUUCCAAUAUAGUGGCCGUGGGCCUGAGUGCUGGUGCUCGUGAAGGCAGCAGGCAGCCAAGCGGGGUUGGGGUGGUGGCAGGCCUUUGA